Molecule: messenger RNA, 6516 nt
Organism: Mytilus californianus (California mussel)
Lineage: Eukaryota; Metazoa; Mollusca; Bivalvia; Mytilida; Mytilidae
Product: carnitine O-palmitoyltransferase 1, liver isoform-like
Exons: 19
Coding region: 99-2243 (714 amino acids)
Biological process (GO): carnitine metabolic process; fatty acid metabolic process
Cellular component (GO): mitochondrion
Molecular function (GO): carnitine O-palmitoyltransferase activity
Source: RefSeq, a predicted model, not a curated record
CCUCGGAGUUUUACUCUAACCCUGGGAUACCAAUCAAUAAACAGCGAAGUCUAAGAAGGGUUAUAGUUAGGACUUGCGUCUGGCCGCGUAGAACCAAAAUGCCUAGUCCAGCAAUAGCACCGUUUCUUGGUGCCACUGGAAGAAUGAUGCAGUACAGAAAAUACAGUGAAGCAUCGGCAGUUGGUUUUUUAUCCGCAAUAUUAUUUACAGUUUUCUCUGAUCCAGUCCGAAGUUACGUCGAUUUUGGCGAAAAAUGGCUAGAACUGUCUGGGUUGCCUUAUCAGAUGAAUACCGCACUGCUAGGUUUUAUUGUUGGUUUUGGCACUGUGAGGAUACUUCUUUUGAUGCGGCUACAACUUUUCAAAAUGUUGUUGAACUAUCGUGGCUGGAUGCAUAACCCUAAGUCAACCACAACAAAAAUGUGGGGUCUUAUGUUAAAUGCUAUGAGAGGCAAAGGAAACUUCCCAACAUACUACUUCCAGGAGGUAUUACCAAAAUUACCAGUACCAGACCUGAAUACGUCAUGUGACAGAUUCCUUGCAUCCAUGAGACCCAUACUGUCUGACGACGACUACAGGAAUUUAUUAACAGAAGUUAUUGAUUUUAAAGAAAAAGAUGGACCAAUUUUACAGAGUUAUCUUUUACAAAGGGCAACAAGAACAAAUAAUUGGUUAAAAGAUAUAUGGAUGAAUCUAGCAUAUUUAUCUAAUCGCAAGCCUAUCGCAGUUAAUGUGAACUGUUAUGCCACAGACAGACUUAACAUACCAAGUACAAAACAGAAGGCAAGAGGGGCUACUCUUAUACACUGGAUUCUCAGGUUCCAUGAACAUUUACAAGAUGAAACACUGAAACCACAAUACAUGCAGGACAUGAUUCCAAUGUGUAUGGAAAGUUAUAAAACACAAUUCAGCACAGUGAGAGUUCCAUGUCCAGGGAUAGACAGAUUGGAUACAUACAAAGAUUCAAAUUACAUAAUAAUUACAAGGAGAGGAAUAUAUUACAAGUUAGAAGUAAAGGCACCUGACAAUGAUGGAAAAGACAGAUUAUUGACAGUUACAGAAAUAUAUUCAAUAUUAGAGAAAAUAUUUGCAGAAACAGAAGCCACAGAAGAAUGCCACCAGGUGUCAGUAUUUACCACUCAAGAUAGAGAAACAUGGGCACAGAAUCGUAUAAAAUUAAUGGAGAAUCCUACAAAUAAAGAAAGUUUACAUGCUAUAGAAGCUGCAAUAACUGUGUUCUCUUUUGAUGACGAGAAACCAUCAUCCAUUGAUGAAAAUGGGUUAUUUACUCUAUGUGGAAAUGGAACAAACAGAUGGAACGAUAAAUCAUUGACAUUUGCUAUAUUUUCUAAUGGAAUUGUUGGUGUAAAUGCUGAACAUACAGCUGGAGAUGCAACUCUACCAGGAAGAAUGUGGGAAUAUUUUCUACAAAGUGAGACAUAUACAGCUGAAGGAAACAUAAUCAGUGAACAAACCAGAAAGAAGAAACUACCUGUCCCUCAAAAAAUAAACUGGGAUUUGAAAUAUAUGGACUCAGAGAUAGAUACUGCAAAAGAACAUUUCAGAAAAUUGAGUCACAGUUUUGAACUUGUUGUAUCAUCACCGGAAUAUGGGAAAGGAUUUAUUAAGAAGAAAAGAAUGAGCCCCGAUGGAUAUAUACAGAUGGUACUGCAGCUGGCUUAUUACAAGUUAUAUCAGAAAGUACCAAAAACAUAUGAAUCUGCAUCAACAAGAAUAUUUUCUGAAGGAAGAACCGAGACAAUCCGUCCAGUUUCAGAAUACUCAGCACAGUUUGUGAAAAGUAUGUUGAGCGAGUCAGCAACACGAGAACAAAAACUUAUGCUUCUGAGAAAAGCUGUUCAAUAUCAAACGCAGAUUAAAAUGGAUGCCUGCUGUGGAUUAGGAUGGGAUCGCCAUCUACUGGGAUUAUUUGCCUGCUGUCAGGAAUUGAAGCGUACACCUCCUGCACUCUUCAUGGAUAAGAAUUUCUUUGCCCCUGAUAUCUUGAGUACAUCUCAGACCCCAACCAAUUACACAAAUAAAUGGACAAUGGAAACAUCAUGCAUGGGAGGUGGAUUCUUUGCGACAUCUUUUGAAGGCUAUGGCGUAUCCUAUAUGAUAUAUGGAGAAGAUCUCAUUAAAUUCCAUGUAUCAUGUAACGUAAACUGUCCAACCACAUCAGCAGCCAAGAUGUCUGAUGCAAUAAAUGAAGCCAUGAACGAGAUGAGAGAGAUUUGUUCGUAGAAGUUGACAGAGACUAGUUCAUACUGAUAUUAACAGAGACUAAUCUGCAUAAUACAGACUUCCUAUUUUGUUGUUCAUAUGUAAUGUUCAUAUGUCUAAUGUAAUGAUGGAUUUUGCUACAUUUUUUGGCUGAGAUGAUCUGUGGACUUUUGUACUAAUUCAAACUUCCUCUUGUUGUGGGAGGAACUUUUCACAGUAAAAAAAUGUUUCGUGAAACAGUUAAUAAUGAUUCAUUUCACUGUGGAUUAAGGUUUCAUGUCAUAGUGGAAAAUGGUUUCAUGUCACAGUUGAAAAUGUUGCAUGUCACACUCACAGUUGAAAAUUCAUUCUUCACUGUUAGGAUUGCAUCAGUCAGAGUGAAAUCUUGCUGUCCAUUGGAGAAAAAUCCUUUAUGCCAUCUGUUUAUUCAUAGGGAUGAGAAUUAAUUUAUAGAGGGACAGAAGAAAGAUGAAAUGAUGGAUGUUAAUUGACUUCAGUUUGAAGGAAUGAAUUGUUUUUACUAGUUUUAAUAUCUUUUACUAGAUACAAUAUUCGGGUCCUGUAAAUUUUUCAUUUUUUUUAUAAAAAUGUCUCUAGAAGCCAAAAAUGUCUAAUGAGCUAUUCAACAUUCUAACCUAAAAAAUGAAGCUAGAAAUCAAGUGGGCACAAAAAAUUCAAGUGUGAAUGUUGAAAUAAAGGGUGGUACUGGAAACGUUAAUAGUCUGGGCUGUUCCCUUUUUGUGAUAUGUAAUUUAUACAAUGUGACCAGAACUUUUUGUUAUGUAUGAUAUAUACAAUGUGACCAGAAAAUGUGUAAUGCUGAAAGAAAAUGGCUUGUAAUUUUAAUGCAUCAAAAUUUAGAAGAAUUGAGAGUUCAUUAAGAAUUGCUUGAACUUGAAAAGUAUAAUUACAAUGAGAAAAUUAGUAAAAAGUACUUAUCGAAUAACUUAUUCAUUUUGUAGAAUUUUAUGAAAUGGUGUUUUUAUGUUUUUAUUCAAUAUUUGUGGAAAGUUCAAAACUAUAGUUGAUAAUUUUAAAAACAGUUAUAUAGAUGUUGUUUCAAUCAAGUGUUUAGAAAAUAUUUAUUUUUGCUAUCUUGGCUUUUUUACAAAAUCUAUAGAGCAUAUAUUCAUAGUUCUAGAAGUAUUUUAUGCCAUUUUAUUAUAUAUAUUUUAAGCCAUAUAAACAAGCAUUUGAAACCUUUGUUUUUCUUUUUGUUCAACCUUUCCAACAGGAAAUCAAAAUGUGUUGUAGAUUGUGUCAAUAUAUUUUUCUAACUUAAAAGAAUAUUUAUUUUUGUUUAACUUUGAUUGAAUGAUAAAUGAUGUACAAAAAUAAUUAUGGAUGUGAAAGUAAGGGAAAUGAAAGUGAAAGUAGGAAAAGUAGUUCUUGCAAAUAUUAUCAAAGUUGGUUAGCAUGGAUUUUAAGUACAUUUUCUUAUAUUUCUUAAUUUGUUUUUAUUAAAUAUAUGAGUUAUGUUUAUAUCAAGUUACCAAUGGCAAUGAUAUUAUAUUUAUUGUAAUUUUAUAAUUACUACAUUAUUCUCAUGGUCUUGGGUUAUUAGAAUAUUGUUUAUAGAGUAUGAUUUCCUCUUUAUGUAAAUAUCAUGUUGUUUUUCAUUUUUAAACUCAUUUUUUAAAGAAUUAUUAGGCAUACAAAUUUAGACUUAUUUCAUGUAUCAUUUUUCAAUUCCAAAAAAUAUUAUUUGAACAAAAUGAUCUCGAUUCUUGGAUGUUGCACAACAAUAACAGUUAGCAUUGGAUAAAAAAGAUAAACAAAUUUUAGAUACAAAUGUUUCUUACUGAUAAAUGAGUGUGAGAACUAAUAUAUUUGAAGCAAAAUAAUUUAAAUUUAUAUAUUCUUGAGAAAAUAUUAAGUUCACAGGAGAAGGAAUGAAAAGACUUUAGAAUCUCUGAGGGAUAGCAGCAGGUGAUUUUUCUUACUUGGAUAUUAUUGGGCAUUUGUUGAUGAUACCUAUAGGAACAAUGUUAUCAGGAGAACUUCUGUUAUUUUUUUAUGGCUUUUGAUUGAAAAAAAAGGUUCCAAUGUUAAAUGUAUGAAUGAUAUAGAGUGAAUCAUUUCCAGCCAAAUUUUGAACUGAUUUUGACUUGAAAAGAAGGACGUGGACCUUUCAUUUUUUAUCUGCUUUUUUAGUUCUGUUGCUUAUAUACUAUCAAUUUAUAACAGUUUUUUAAUAAGCUUGAUAUUUUGAAACAGAUAUGCGUUUAUCCUGUACAUUUUUAAUUUCAAAGUUUAUCCUCUUUUAGUCAUUCUGCAAUGAGGUGCAAUUAUCCUAUUUUUAGUGUUAUUUUGUUUUCAAAUCAUUAUUCUGUGUAUAAGAUCAUGCAUUUUUUUGUGAUUUCGAAUCAUUAUUAUUAUGUAUUAAAUCAUCAGUUUUAUUUAGAUGUUGCACUUUUGUGGCAAGGUAUUUUUUUUUAUUGUAAUUGUAUGCAGAUUUUUUUAUCAUUUUAUUUGGUUGGUUUUGCACAAUUUCUUGGUUAUGAUUAUUUGUUGAAUUUUUGUUAUUAAAUCAUUAUAUAUAUUUUAUCAUUUGAGCAAAUACGAAAUCCUUAUUACUUUCAAUUUGUUUUCUUUUUAAGUUGAAAAAAAAGCAAAGUGAAGCUUUUGUCUUAAAAAUGUUUGUUUUUUAAUGUAUUUUGUCUUUGUCUGCUUUUGAAGUAAAUAAAAAUGAAUGUUUUUGUGCAUAGUUGCUAUUACACACAAUACACUGGUUUCUUUAAAUAUUGUUCUUAAUGUUGACAAAAGAAUGUGUACUAUGCUGUUCAAAGGAACAGGUCUUUAUAAUAAAAAGAGUUAUGUAGAUUUGUACUGGGAAGAUUUUAAGGCCAAAUAAAAUGUGAGAGUUUCCUACUAAGCAAAAAAGAUAGAUAAUUUUCUUUUUAAUUUGGCUCAAUUAUUUAACCUUGAGUAUAUGAGGAGCCUUCAAUGUUGUCAAGAUUCAGCACCAAAAGUGCAAAUAAAACCUUAAGAGAGACAAAAAAAGAUGAGGAAGGGAAACUCUUGACAAGAGUAGAUAAUCAGUAAUGUCAAUUGAAGUUAAGUAAUUAUUACUUAAUGUAGAACAUACAAUAGAUGUAGUACAAUGAAAGACAAUAGAUGUAGUACAAUGAAAGAAAAGAUCAGUUAGUCAAUUCAUAAAGAAAUCUUUGCAAAUUGAACGGCAAUUUCUAUAGUUUUAUAUAAUGGGACCAAACACUAAAUCAAUAACAUUCAUAUAAGAUAGUAUGGAUAAGUGAGGUCUUCAUUUUAAAAAAAAGACAUUUUAGACCAUUUUUCUCAAUUUUUUUAUUUUUUUGCCCAAUUUUUUCUAUACUGUAAACCCCAUCCAGAACCUCUUGUGAAAAAUUGAAAUAACAGAUUGAGACUAAAUGAUAUUUGAGACAUGCAAUUCAUUGAAAAGAUACAGUUAAAGUAAAGUUAAGAGAAAGGGCAUGCUAAAUUGGAAGACAUCCCGAUUUCCCUUAUCCCAGGUCUACUCCUUUAAAUAUGGUUUAAGUUCUGGAAACUAUUUAUAGUCAAAUGACAUGGCAGAUUCAGUUAGGGGAGUUGAACAUUAAUCUAAAAGAGAAGUUCCGGUAAGGGCUAGUUUUGGCCUAAUAUUCGAAGUAUAUCUAAUGCAAGCUGUUUGACAUUUUUUAAACACUUAAGGGUCUACUUCAGUCGAUUCAAUUAGUUGAUGUAAAAUAUUUGAACUGAUUUGGUCAUUAGAGAAGCUCAAAUUCACGCUUAAAUAUGCAAAAUCUAUCAAAUAUGCCAAGAUUUCAGUAAUUUUGCAUGAAUUUAUGAUGCUAUUACCUGCUGCAUGUGCAUUAUAUUUUCAAAAACAGCCCAUAUUCAUGGAAAAGAAGUAUUCUACUUUCCAAUAAAUAGCUAAAAGUUAAUAUUUUUACAUAUUGGUAAAAAUGCUAUAUUUUGGGGCCAAAAAAGGGUCUUACCGGGCCUACUCCUUUAAAUUGACAAGAAAUAUGCAAUAAUUUUUAUUUUUAUAUAAAAAGUUAAGUAUUGCAUAUACUUUGUCAGAUUUGAUGCCACAUCUCUUAAGUCACACUUUUAUUGAUCUGUGUUUGAAGCUAGGAUGACUAUAAAAUGUUUAGUUUCCAAACAAUAAUUUCUUUGUAUACAUGAAUUUAGUGUCUGGUGUGUUCUUUAUUUAUUUAAAGCUAGUUGAUAUAAGGGCUCUUUUGAAAAGCGUCAUAUUUUUCAAGCUUUUUUGGUGAUUAUAAGACACCAGGUUAUCAAUGCAAAUAUUUAUGUAAUAAAAUCUUGUGUUAUA